Doryrhamphus excisus (bluestripe pipefish) is the source of this 959-nucleotide messenger RNA. NCBI's taxonomy places the organism in Eukaryota, Metazoa, Chordata, Actinopteri, Syngnathiformes, Syngnathidae. The record is from RefSeq and is a predicted model, not a curated record.
CAACAUCCAAUGAUAUAAUAGUUGACACCGGAAGUUUUGCUCAGAGUUGACCUUUGCACACCAUGGACGAAAUCGCAGAAGAUGAAACUACGUUUGUCGUGGAAGACGUGACCAAGCUAAUAAAGGACUCCAUAGAAACAGUGAUUGGAGGACACACAUAUCAACACUUCAGAGUGAACCAGUGGAGCACCGGUAUAGUGGAGCAGUGCCUCAGUCAGCUCUGCAAGCUUGGAAAGCCCUUCAAAUACAUUGUUACCUGUGUCAUCAUGCAAAACAAUGGGGCGGGUCUGCAGACAGCCAGCUCGUGCUUCUGGGACAACUCAACUGAUGGAAGCUGUGCGGUUAAAUGGGAGAACAAGUCCAUGUGCUGCAUUGUCAGUGUUUUUGGCUUGGCUAUCUAAAAAAAAUGUUUAGCCAUAUUGGCUAUAUUGCAAUUUUUGUGUCAUGUAUAAUUAAAAUAGAUCAAAUACAAUUAUCUCAGUUCAUAUGUAUGUUUUAUCCAAUUUAUUUGAAACACACCAGGCCCCACAAGCUCCUGAAACCACCAAAAGACCUGUACAUGUUCAAUAAAGUGAUUCCUAAAAAGGAAGUUUGAUGUAUGUUCAGAAAAGGCACCACGUUAACAUUUGUUUUGUCACUUUGUAAACAUAUGACAAAACAAAGGAUGAUAAAUGUUUGGCAUGUUGGUGCGAGGAGAGGAUCAUACAUAUUCCAUAUAAUAUAAAGGCCAGUGGUUUAACCAUAAUUAUGUCACAAAUUCAACAUGAUACUUCAGUAGUAAAUACAAAUCCAGUACAAUAUGAAAUGUCUUCUAACAAAUAAAUAAUAAUGCCUCCACAAAAAGAUAAAAGAUACUGCCACAACAAUGUUAUCUUUUAAAAAAAACAUUAAGCGCAAAUGUGGCUUAUAAAACGCAGCUUUGGCACUUAAGAGUUCAGAUGUGGCCGCUGCUUUUUAAU